GAGGUGAGCCUGACUAUUUCUAGCCAGUACCGUUAAACCUCCUACACAAGCUCAGGCUCCUGAUCCCCCAGUGAUGUAACAUUCCAUGUCCCAAUAGCUAGAUAGGUUUCCCAGAGAGUGGGUCCCUGAGGCUCCCACCUUUAACUGCUGCCCAAUCUACUUUGCACCGACCCCCUACAGAAAUAUAAAUGAAAUAUAAUAAAAAAACAAACAAGGCAGCAGUGACACAUUCCUGCAUUAGGGAUUAAAUAGCCACAGAAACAGACACUGGUUUUAACAUACUGAGUCCUGUAACGUGGAAAACAUAAACACAUGAAAAUCAAGGUAAUGGAAGAAAAAAAACUGAAUGUGUGUCUAAUGAAGUUCAUGAGACUGGUAAGGGACAGGGUUACAUCAUCUGUUAGAGUUUGUGAAAACAUGGAAGUGUGUCAUCAGAGAAACAUAAAUAACCUGUGUGCUGGGAGGUUUAUUCAUUGGCCUUUUUGUCUCCAACUCCCUGAUGGAAGCCACUGCCGGCUCCUCGCUCUGCUUUCCUAAGCUCAACUCCUCCUGCAGACGCCUGCUACGACCACAGUCUGAGACCGCUCUGCUCUACACCCUGGUUGCCUUCGUCUCCCUGCUGACUGUGGCUCUCAAUUUGAUCGUCAUCUUCUCCAUCUCUCACUUCCGACAGCUCCGCACUCCGACCAACAACCUGCUGCUGUCUCUGGCUGUGUGUGACCUGCUAGUGGGGCUGCUGGUGAUGCCUGUUGAAGGCCUGCGCUACAUAGAGACAUGCUGGCUGCUGGGGAGGCUCAUGUGUGCUCUGAGUCCGUAUCUUUUUUACUGUCUCAUCUCAACCUCAUUGGGCCACAUGGUGCUCAUAUCCAUUGUCCGUUACCUGACUAUCUGUGACCCACUGCAACACUACUCCAAGAUCACCAUGACUAAUGUCAACAUCUGUAUCUUUGUCUGUUGGGUCUCUUCAAUUAUCUAUAACGGCAUAUUUACAAUGGACCAUGUGGGGAACCCUGACAGAUUCAGCUCCUGUCAUGGGGAGUGUGUGGUGGUUGUCAACUAUAUUUCAAGAACUGUUGACUUAUUUGUGAGCUUUGUUGCACCCUGUACUGUCAUGGUGGUGCUUUAUAUGAAAGUGUUUGUGGUAGCGGUUACGCAGGUUCGUGUCAUUCAGUCACAGAGUGUUUCUACUAAUGUUGAAGCAGCUUCAACUGCUAGAACAUCACAGAGGAAGGCAGCCAGGACUCUGGGGAUUCUAGUAGUCGUGUUUCUCAUGUGUUUCUGCCCAUUUUUCUAUCCCACUCUUGCAGGUGUGGAGAGUUCUAUAAGCAUGUACUGCUAUUCCAUAUUAUCCUGGAUAACGCUGUUAAACUCCUGCCUGAACCCCCUCAUAUACGCUCUGUUUUACCCCUGGUUUAGAAAAGCCGUCAAAGUGAUCUUCAUGCUCAGAAUAUUACAGGCUCACUCCAGGGACGUCACGGUCAUGUAAACACCUGGAUGUAUGAGGGACUGGUCCUUUUUAGGUGUUUCACUUUUGAUCUGUUCCAUAGCAUCAUGUCCUCACAGUUUUUUCUUUUGUCAUGGAGUCAUGUAAACACACAUUUCCCACAUUUGUGGCAGCAAAACACUGUUAAAUGUAAUUUGUGUCUGGAGAUAAAACAUUAUUUUUAAAAAUUGCAAAGGUAAAGGCAAAUAUAUAUAAUUGAGUAUAAAUGUAGGUAUCCGUUUAUUCAGUUUAAUUUUAACCAGAUUGUCCUGAAGAAAAAACUGCAAUAAGAAUCAAAGAGGCAUAUGAAUAUUUCAAAAGAUUCUAUUGUUUAAAUAUGCCUUCAACAUUUCUGUCACAUGUUUAUAAGGUUUGUUUAGAAUGGCAUUAUCGUAUUGAGACUUUAAAUUUUUUCACUUUUCUUCCCAGUGUAAAAAUAAUUACUUUUUAACGGAUACCCCACCGUAAAAAAGUAUUUUUUUUUUUUUACUACAAAACUAAAAAUAAACUCUAAAAAUAAACAUCUAUGUCAGGCACGUUUUCUAAGCCCUUGUACAUUAAAAGUGUAGCUAAACAAAAUCAGCACAAAUAAUGUAAUACAACUAUUCUGGUUUAAAUCAUUUAAUUGUAAAAAGAAAGUAUUGGCUUUCAAUUUAAAUAUACUUAGAUGAUGUCACCACUGAAGAUGUCAGAAAGAUGUCACCACUGAACUACAUUAUGUAGGUUUCUAUUACUUUAAAGGCAUAAAUGAUGGGGUCAAUAAGGGGAUGGAGCCUGGAACUAAGCAGAAAUGAACUUAGUCAAAAUAUAUUACACCGCAAAGUGGUGUGAGCAAUAUCAAGAGCAUAUCUAUUGACUGGGCUACCUUUGUGAUGAGGAAGGAGAAAUGAGUGAAACAUUGCUUGAAGCCACCUAAUAAAUUCUAAUCCAGGUAGGCUUCUACCUUCUGUGCUAAAUCACCAUAAACAACUUUGAGGGGGGUCUAUUACAA
This is a messenger RNA of Betta splendens (Siamese fighting fish), 2474 nucleotides long. Its product is annotated as trace amine-associated receptor 13c-like. The coding region runs from base 500 to 1486 and encodes 328 amino acids. The record is from RefSeq and is a predicted model, not a curated record. Lineage: Eukaryota; Metazoa; Chordata; Actinopteri; Anabantiformes; Osphronemidae. Gene Ontology annotation, biological process: G protein-coupled receptor signaling pathway. Gene Ontology annotation, cellular component: membrane. Gene Ontology annotation, molecular function: trace-amine receptor activity. The transcript has a single exon.